ACAACCAACACACUUUCUAGUGACAAAAUCAAGAACAGUAACACCAUAAACCCAAACAACAAAACCCCUAGCAGAAACAGCUGAUCUUGAAGCCUCAACUUAACUAUGGCGUUUUACAUGGAUGAACAACAAGUAUGGAAGUGCCACAAACAUCCAUCCAGGCGGCGAAAAACCGGCAUCUGCCCUAAAUGCCUCCACGACCGCCUCGUUACCCUUUGCCCGGACUGCGCUCACCCUCGCCCUUGCGCCUGCUCUCCCACUUCAGCCGAAUAUCCAUCGUCGUCUUCCUCCUCGUCUACAACCUCGUUUUCGCUCUUUCCAUUCUCUAGAACCGGUAGUCGCCAUGAUACAAACUUCUCAAACAACCCUGAAGGUGAUCCAGCGUUGCGCAAAUCGCGAUCGGUGGCUAUAUCAUUCCUCCGAUCGCGAUCGCGCCACGUAGGAACCGGUAUUGGAACAGGUACAGGAACUGGUGGAUGUGAAGUUGAAACAGCUGUGAAUAAUAAUAAGGGUUUGCCACCUAAGGUUACAAAGGGUAAAAAUAUUUUUUGGUCUUUGUUUCAUAAGAGUAAAAAGUGUGAUGUUCAUAAUAAUGGAAUGGAUGAAGAUUUGAGUAAUUGUGAAGAUGUGACUGGUAAGGAUGAUUAUUCGAUGAUGAUGCGGUCUAGAUCGGUAGCUGUCGGUGGUGCCGGAAACCGGUUUACUCCGGCGAGUUCGAAGAAGGGGUGGUAUUUUCCGAGUCCGAUUAAUGCUUUCCGUUAUUCGAAAUCUCCUCGAUCUGCCCAUGUUACAUAGGUUUCUUAUCAAGUUGAUAAAGUGUUGCUUAUUUUUAUAUUUGAUAUUUUUUGAUGUAGACAAUAAUUAUUGCAUUCAGCUAGAGAAAUUAAAACGAAGCUGAAUGAUGAUAUGAGAACACAUACGAAAUAAUGAUUUUGGCCCUUUGUGUUCUUUAA
Helianthus annuus (common sunflower) is the source of this 953-nucleotide messenger RNA. RefSeq lists its product as uncharacterized. NCBI's taxonomy places the organism in Eukaryota, Viridiplantae, Streptophyta, Magnoliopsida, Asterales, Asteraceae. The transcript has a single exon. The record is from RefSeq and is a predicted model, not a curated record. The coding region runs from base 106 to 795 and encodes 229 amino acids.